AUGAUGACGGCCAGAUCUCCGCAUGUCACGCAGCGGCAUUAUGCUGCACGAUGGACUUUUGAGGCGCCCUUCGCACCGCAGCCGUUUCCGGCGACAAGUUCACCGCCGCUCCUGCCACUGCCGACACAACUUCUUCCCGUUUCCUCCAUCGCUGCACCUGCUGCUGCCGCUUCUCUCAUGCCGGCCUCUUCUCUCAUGACGGCCUCUCCCAUCUCGCUCGCAGUUUCCCCCGUGAUGAUGCCUGCAUCUCCCCCCACGCCUGCCCAAACUCCCCUCGUCACUCCACCCGAAAGCACCAGCCCUUCCCCUUCGGCUGCCACCCAACCCACGACCCUGAACGAGCAGCAGCAGCACUUAAUCUCUCCGCACUCCAGGGCUGCUUCAGUCUCUGGUCUCACGGGGGACAGUCACCAGAGCUACUACUCUUCCGCCCGUCCCUCUGAGUUCCGCCUUGAUGCCGCAGACCCUGCAGCGCUCUCCUGCCCUGCUCCGCUUACCCUCUCUCCUACGCAACCCUCCACUGCACACCUGCAGCAGCAGCAACAGGUGCUGCAGGAGCAGGAGCAGAAGCAAGAGCAGGAGCAGGAGCAUAAUCAGAAUCAAGAACGUCAGGAGAAGCAGGAUGAGGAGGAACAGCAACGAAGGGAGACGAAACAUAAUCAUCCGCAGAAAGGGGGUGAGGAGGAGGAAGAAAAUAAGGAGACAACGCAGGCACUAACCCAGCAGUGGCAUCAAGAGAAGGAGGGGGAGCAUCACGAUCAGCAGCAGGAGGAGGUGAGGGCGGUGAUAGCGCAGCAGUGGCAGCUGUUGGAGGAAGCAAUGCAGCCGCCACAGGAGUUGACGCAGCAGACACGGAAGCGACAAUUGCACGACGCCGAGCACAAGGCCCUCAGGCAAAGAGGCGCACGGGGGAAGAAGGGCGGCCCAUUGUCACCCACACCUCGCAUGACAGCACAUCGACCUCCCACUCGAUCCAGCACGCAGCCCUAG
Closterium sp. NIES-65 is the source of this 990-nucleotide messenger RNA. The record is from the annotation of a GenBank genome assembly. Lineage: Eukaryota; Viridiplantae; Streptophyta; Zygnematophyceae; Desmidiales; Closteriaceae.